AUGGUCCGGGAGGGCUUCUCUGACGAGCGGACGCUUGAGCAGAGCCUAGAGGGAAACGUGGGGGACAAGCCAGAUGACUGUGGGGGCGUCCCAGGUGGAGGAAAGAAAUAUGGGGACCUCACCCACCGGCUGAAAGAGACAAGAGGAGCAGCAGCGACACCGCCCCUCACCCUGGAGGGUCCUGUACAAUCUCAUCAUGGGACUCCUGCCCUUACCCAGGGCCCGCGGGGCCCCGGAGAUGGAGCCCAAUUAGGUGCCUGCACCCGCCCGGUGGACGUCGGGGACUUGGGGGGCAGGACCCUCCCACCUCCUGAUGCCCUGGCCAGCGCGGGGGACUUUUUCUGCACCAUGUAGCAUACCGGACUACCAGCCCUGCCUGUCCCAGGGGCGGGCCAGGGCAGCCACUCCAGCCCCAGCCCCGGGCCUGGCCUGGGUGCGCUGACGGAGAUGUGGACUCCUGGGUCCCUGGCGGAGAAGCCAGG
This is a messenger RNA of Puma concolor (puma), 482 nucleotides long. The record is from RefSeq and is a predicted model, not a curated record. Lineage: Eukaryota; Metazoa; Chordata; Mammalia; Carnivora; Felidae.